CGAACAACCAUUUUUUACAAACUUUUGCAAAAAGUUCGAAAGGUCUAACCGAUGAAGAAGUUGACAAGUUUGAUUGGAUUUCUCUAAAACAAGAAAUGGAUGCAGCCCUACCUACUGAAACUCAAUCACAAAAAUUAGCAAGAAAAUUUAAAGAGAAUCCUUUUGUACCUGUAGGUUGUCUGGCAACUACUAUGGCAUUGGGCUAUGGAUUGUGGUGUUUUAGAACUGGUCAGAAAAAGAUGUCUCAGUACAUGAUGAGGACUAGAAUAGCAGCUCAAGGUUUUACAAUAAUAGCUAUGAUUACAGGAGUAAGCAUUGCUGCUAGAAAAACAUUAGAGCAAAAGAAGGAACAUUAGUUUGUUUUAUGUUAUGUAGUUUUAAACUGUAAAUAUUUGUUGACCGAAAUUGUAUAUAUUUUGUUAGUUAAUAUCAAAAUACAUGAUAGUGAUAAUAAAAACUGUAAAACAAAAAAACUUUAAAUAUACUUAUCAGAUAUUAUAAUUUUGUUCUCUC
Messenger RNA from Psylliodes chrysocephalus, 513 nucleotides. The record is from the annotation of a GenBank genome assembly. Lineage: Eukaryota; Metazoa; Arthropoda; Insecta; Coleoptera; Chrysomelidae.